UCUGCCGUGGUAAGAGGAAAAUUUGUUUUCUGCUUCUCAUUCUUGACAGCUUGUUUGCAACCAGGGCUGCUGAUGAAGGUUAAUGUAUCGAAGUAGAUUCACAACUCAACAUUUCGACGGCACAGACAUUUGACUGGGAUGGUAUCAUGGAGAGAGACAAUCAUCAAGAAGGAGAGGCACAGGGAGUCAAGAUUUGUGGUCCACCGUCUGCGAGCAAUCCACCUGGUGACACGUUGGCCACAUCUCUCUCCCUCUUGGGGAAUCACAUGUUUCCUGACGCAGUGAAGAGAAACAACAGUGCAAGUAUUAGCAAAGAGGAAACUGCAGAUUCCCUCUCUUCAGAUGUCUCAGCAGAGGAGCAGAGUCUGGAUGCAGAACCUAUUUCUAACCAGGUAACAAAGCUAGAGACUGAGGAGACACAAAACUCAGAGUGUCACAAUAAUGUGUCCGCCCAGCAGUCUGUUGGGGAAAGCGAGGAGGCUGCCGCUGACAAUGACCAGAGCGACUCCGGGGAGUUCGUUGUUACAAUGCUGGCCAAGGCCAAGCUGGAGGAGCAGGGUAUCGGUGUUAAAGGAAGGUCAUCUCCCUUGUUGGAGGCAGGGACCCAGGAAUCCCCUGCCUUUAUGUCUCACCGUGAGGAGGACGUGACAUCUGAGAGUUGGCGGCAGCACAGGAAGCAUGUUUUUGUGCUCAGCGAAGCGGGCAAACCGAUCUACUCCAGAUACGGUAGUGAAGAGGCUCUAUCAUCCACGAUGGGAGUCAUGAUGGCACUGGUUUCCUUUGUUCAAAGUGGAGAUAAUAUUAUCCGCUCAGUCUACUCAGAGGAGCACACCGUAGUAUUCCUACAGAAAGGGCCACUCGUGUUGGUGUGCGUGUCCAGCAGUCGUCAGUCUGAGCGGCAGCUGCGUGGAGAGCUCCUCUAUGUGUACUAUCAGAUCAUAAGCAUGCUCACCCAGGCUAGCAUAUCCCGCAUCUUUGAGCACAAGAAAAACUACGACCUGAGGAGACUCCUUGCCGGAUCAGAGAAGAUCCUGGAUGGUCUCCUCAACCUGGUGGAUUCUGACCCCAGUUUCCUGCUCGCAGCCGUUCACUGCCUGCCUUUAGCAUCAUCUCUCAGGGAUUCUCUCAGCCAGAUCCUGCAGAAAGCCAUCACGCCCAAUCUGGUUUUCUCUAUCCUCAUCGCCAACAACCAGCUGCUCACGAUCGUCCAGGAAAAGACGGUCAUUGAGGACAGCAGGCUGGAGCCCGCAGAUGUCCACCUCCUGCUCAACCUCAUCGGAGCCUCCUCCGCCUUUCAGGCCGGGGAGAUCUGGACUCCAAUCUGCCUCCCCCUCUUUAAUCCGGACUGUUAUUUUUAUGCAUAUAUUUCUUACCUGGACCCCCCAGAAUGCACUGUUUGUUUGCUGCUGCUCUCGACGGACAAGGAGGCUUUCUACUCAGUAGCUGAGUGUAAGAGGAAGAUAGAGGAGGCCAUGGCGACUCAGAUCCUGAGCCUCAUCGCCAAGGUCCAGUCUUACAGCGUGAGCCAGGUGGGCGUCUCAGACCUCAGACACUUCAUGUACAAGCCCUUCGAUGUGCCAGACAACUACCGCCAGCUCACGCAGUUCACCAGCCCAGAGAUGGAGGCACCGUACAGCAGUGACGAAGAGAAAAUGAGACUGCUAGACCUUUAUCGCUACAUGCACAGCCGCAUCCACAGCCCCUCACGACCACUCAAGCUGAUUUACCACGUCGCUGAGAGGGAAACUCUGCUAGCCUGGGUCACGAGUAAAUUUGAGCUGUACACCUGCUUCAGCCCUCUGGUGACGAAGGCCUGUGCCAUUACAGCCAUCACUAAGCUUCUAAGGUGGAUCAAAAAGGAGGAGGACCGUCUCUUCAUCCGAUACCCCCCGAAGUAUUCAACCACCCCAAACCCCAGUAAGAGCUCUCGAGGGGCCAAAUCUGACCAGCAAGACUCCACAGAUAACGGCUUCUUAUCUCUUCUAUAGGACUCUCUUAGUGCUACUCUAGCUGCUCCGCCUCAGUCAACAAUAGUUUCUACACUGGUUCCGAGAUAUUUUUUCAACACUUGGACUUGACAGACUUUGACUACUGGAAUCAAACACUACGUUUUACACUAUUUAAGAAGGAACGAUCUCUUUCCAACUAAAGCGAGCCAGGGCAAGAUAAAAAGCAUCGGUGCGUUUUAAAUGUGACUGUGGUAGAAGAAAAAUGGCAGUGAUAUUUAAAUGUUUUUUAUAUUGUUUUAUUACUACGUCAAAAGAGACAGAUUCCUUGCGGACAGUGAAUGUAUCAAACAGAUGAGAGAUCCUUUAAAGGCUCGUGCUGCCCAUCUCUUCUUUCUGGUCUAAGUUAAGGUGAAAGGUAAGGCAGACUGUAAUUGGGUUUUUUUGUUUCUUUUUGGGACAUGCCGCAAAAAGUCCGUAAUGUUACACAACAGGAUAUGCAAGAAAUGAAAGUAUGCUGCGUUAAGGUUUAAUCUAAACCGGAGAAACAACAACUGGAACUGGUAGAACUGGGAUUGGCUGCUAUUUGUCACACAGAGCCAUGAGCAAUCAUCGCCCUGUAUGAAUUACGUGGCACUUCCCUGUUGCAGAACCUGAAAACAUUGUGUUACUUCAUAUCCGACUGAUGUUUCAAACUCAUUUUAAAAUGGUCAGGUUUCAUUUAUGUUACACAAAACAAGUAGAAAAUCCCAGUCAGUCACACCUGGUCCUUUUUCCAUCAGCAGCAUCGUCAUUGUUAGCGUCUCAUCGCUAGGAGUCAAACCAAUGCUAGUUUGGUGACAUCAUCUGUCUAAAGUUUAGAAAAUAUAACUGUGGUCACUCAGUGUUUUUCUAGCGCUCAUUGUUGUGACUUUGGGCGACUUAUUUUUUUUUGUGAUAUUAGUUUCUUAAAAGAGGGCCUCUAAGCGGUAGCGUCCUCCUUGUGUCCUUGGAGGAAUUUCCUGUCUAUUCAAGUCUUAAGAGUAUGUUUAUAGUAUUAUGAAAUAAAUCCCAAGUUGCACAAAUCUUCACCUCUGUUACUAAGAAAUAGAUGGCGUGAAUGAGCUUCAUUUAACAUCUACCAGGAAAAACGUUCAAACAUGAUGUGAUGCAUGACUUUGCCAGCCUGUCGUUUUCCAUAACAAUUUGUCUUAAGAAUUUCUUGAACAGUUAUUUCUAAUUAUAGGAAAGAGAAGAUUCUGUUCAUAAAAUAGGAGCUUCCAAUAAAUAACGCUUCCAAAUACGAGUGAAGGAGGAUGUAAGGAUUUACACCGUAAUUAGUAUGUACAGUAGAAUAUGUAUAAUGUUUUACCAAGUGUGACGAGGAGUGGCCCAUGAAAUAGUUAGAUACUAACAGAUUGCUCAGAGUACAAACUGAUGGACCGUCAUUUAUUGUGAAAACCUGCUAUAUAUGAAGUUUAUUUCCAUAAAUCUCUUUAUUAGGAUCCCUAUCGGCACCAGCAUACGCAUUUGCUAUUCUUCCUGGGGUCCAACACAUACAGUCACACACCCUUCUACACAGUGCAAUAUAACAAAACAAAGACAAACAGGAAGACUAGCCCCUCUAACAGAAUUAACAACAUUCAUACAGAAGAGAAAAAAAUGGCCAUCCAUAUCACAGACCUGCAAAAGAACAAAACCAUCGUCCUCUUCUGUCUUCAAAAUUAUUGUCAGACUUGAUGUUCCAACAAACAUAUAGGGUAAAUAAUAUAAUAUACAGAUUUGCCUCUAUUCAUACAUUUUGUUUAAUAGAAAUGAUUGUCUGAAAGACCUUUAUUAAAUACAUUUCUAACUG
Molecule: messenger RNA, 3780 nt
Organism: Labrus bergylta (ballan wrasse)
Lineage: Eukaryota; Metazoa; Chordata; Actinopteri; Labriformes; Labridae
Gene: mon1bb
Product: MON1 secretory trafficking family member Bb
Biological process (GO): vesicle-mediated transport; protein targeting to vacuole
Cellular component (GO): Mon1-Ccz1 complex
Source: RefSeq, a predicted model, not a curated record